This is a messenger RNA of Coccidioides posadasii C735 delta SOWgp, 580 nucleotides long. Lineage: Eukaryota; Fungi; Ascomycota; Eurotiomycetes; Onygenales; Onygenaceae. The record is from RefSeq and is a predicted model, not a curated record.
GCAUUCUCUAGACAGUCGAAGUUGUCCCCCUCGCAACUUGAUGAACUUCAAAAAGCGACCCAUUUCGACAAGAAGGACGAUGCUGACGAUCUUUCUCCACGCAGGGUUCCUGAAGGACUGCCCCUCCGGCACCCUUACGAAGGAGGAAUUCCAAAAGAUCUACCGGCAGUUCUUCCCCUUUGGCGACCCGUCCUCUUUUGCGAACUACGUUUUCAGAGUAUUUGAUUCCGAUAAUAGCGGCAUGAUCGACUUUAAAGAGUUCAUCUGCGCCCUAUCGGUGACCUCCCGCGGCAGAAUGGAAGACAAAUUAGACUGGGCUUUCCAGCUGUACGAUAUCGAUGGCGACGGGAAGAUCAGCUACGAUGAAAUGCUCGCGAUAGUCGAGGCUAUAUAUAAAAUGGUUGGGUCAAUGGUAAAGCUCCCGGAAGAUGAAGAUACCCCUGAAAAGCGCGUCAAGAAGAUCUUCCGGAUGAUGGAUAAGGAUGAGAACGGAAGCCUGGACAUCGCCGAAUUCAAGGAGGGCAGUAAGCGGGACGAGACCAUUGUCAGCGCCCUAUCGCUUUACGAUGGCCUUGUUUAG